UGUCAUUUUAGUUGUCAACUUGUCAUCAAUCAACUGCAAAAAACCGAUGAAUUGUCACGAUCUCCGAUUGCCUUCAAAAAUAUAAUUAACAAUUGUGAGCGUAAUAUAUUUUUAUCUUAUUUGUAAUUUUAUGUUCUAAAGAAUUCAGCAGAGUCCCAGAAUGGGGGACUCUCUAGAAGCUACGGAAACUAGUCACGAAACGCAAAAUGUGGCAGUGGUAGACUUUACGGCUUUUACGAAUUUUAUUUUGAAAGCAGCUACUGUUCUUUUACCAGAAGAUGAUGGUCAAGCGGAACCGGCAAAUUUAGUAGCGGCUAUCGACGACAAAACUAAUCAGGAGUGCAUCAGGAAAUUUAUUAGUGAUCCUCAAAUUACUACAUUAUAUGUCCAAAGAAACUCUUCCAAAGAUGACGAUAGUGUCCAGCCGCCCGAAGGUGAAGAAGAAAAAGAACCAGUCACGUACUACGUUAGUAAUGAAGUACACUAUUCCAACUCAAAAAUGUCCAGUUUAGUAUGCAUUAAAAGAGGUCCAGUGAUUGAAGCAGAUAAAAGCAUUAGAGCACAAGUUAGGCUUUUGAAUUUCAGUGAUGGAUCACCAUAUGAGAUUUUACAUGAUUAUGUCAGUAGAACAGUCGCACCAUUCUUCAAAUCAUAUGUAAAAGAAUCUGGUAGGGCCGACCGUGAUGGUGACAAAAUGGCACCAGCAGUUGAAAAAACAAUUGCUGAAUUGGAAAUGGGCUUACUACAUUUGCAGCAAAAUAUAGAUAUACCAGAAAUCACUUUACAAGUACAUCCAUAUGUGGCAAGCCUCAUAAAACAAUGUGCUGAUGAGGGAAGGAAACCUAAAGUAGCUGAUUUUAGUGAUAAAGUAGAUGAUUCCAACUUUUUAAAUCAGUUACAACAUGGAGUAAAUCGUUGGAUUAAAGAAAUUCAGAAAGUAACAAAGCUAGAUAGAGAUCCAUCUUCUGGCACAGCACUUCAAGAAAUCAGCUUUUGGCUCAAUUUAGAAAGAGCUCUACACCGCAUUCAAGAAAAGCGGGAAAGUAUGGAAGUAGCUCUUACCUUAGACAUUCUGAAGCACGGCAAAAGAUUCCAUGCUACAGUUUCUUUUGAUACAGAUACAGGCCUAAAACAAGCCAUUGCUACAGUAAAUGAUUACAAUCCUCUUAUGAAAGACUUUCCAAUCAAUGAUCUGUUGGCUGCAACAGAACUAGAAAGAAUCCGUGCUGCAGUUCAGCUCAUUUUUUCUCAUCUUAGAAAAGUGAGAUCUACCAAAUAUCCCAUUCAGAGAUGCUUAAGAUUAGUAGAGGCGAUUUCAAGAGAUUUGGGAGGGCAACUACUUAAAGUCUUAGGGACCCGUCGUCUAAUGCAUAUUCCAUUUGAUGAAUUUGAAAAGGUUAUGACUCAAUGUUUUGAAGUUUUCUCCAUCUGGGAAGAUGAAUAUGAAAAGUUGCAAGCUCUUUUGAGAGAUAUCAUGAAAAAGAAAAGGGAUGAACAUAUGAAAAUGGUUUGGCGUAUAUCACCUCAACACAAGAAAUUACAGAGCAGAAUGGAUCAAAUGCGUAAAUUCCGUCGACAACAUGAACAAUUACGCACAGUUAUUGUUCGCGUUUUAAGACCUAGCAUUAAAGAGACAUCUGUACCCAUUGAGGGAGGUGAUAAUGAACCUCCAAAACCAGCUUUCUCUCUAGAUGCUGCUGAUGCUAAUGCAAUUGAGGAAGUCAAUUUGGCCUAUGAAAAUGUAAAGGAGGUAGAUUGCUUAGAUAUUUCCAAAGAAGGUCAAGAUGCAUGGGAUGCCGCAGUACAAAGAUAUGAAGAACGUAUUGAUCGAGUUGAAACAAGAAUCACUGCUCAUCUACGUGAUCAGUUAGGAACGGCUAAAAAUGCCAACGAGAUGUUUAGAAUUUUCUCCCGUUUUAAUGCUCUAUUUGUUAGACCUCACAUCAGAGGUGCUAUUCGAGAAUAUCAGACACAUUUAAUUCAACGAGUAAAAGAUGAUAUUGAGGCUCUUCAUGAAAAGUUUAAAGUUCAAUAUCCCCAAAGUAAUAGUGCAAAAAUAAGCAAAGUUAGAGAUUUACCUCCUGUUGCUGGAUCUAUUGUGUGGGCUAAACAAAUUGAUCAUCAACUAACAACAUACUUAAGACGUGUUGAAGAUGUUUUAGGUAAAGGUUGGGAAAAUCACAUUGAAGGCCAAAAACUAAAAGCAGAUGGAGACAGUUUCCGUCUAAAACUAAACACGCAAGAAAUAUUCGACGAUUGGGCCCGUAACGUACAACAGCGCAAUCUUGGAGUAUCUGGAAGAAUUUUUACCAUUGAAGCAGUGAGAUCUAGAAGUGGCAGAGGCAAUAUUUUAAAAUUGAAAGUUAACUUUCUACCAGAAAUUAUUACAUUAGCCAAAGAAGUGCGUAAUUUGAAAUGUCUAGGAUUUAGAGUUCCUCUGGCCAUUGUUAACAAAGCACAUCAAGCGAACCAACUUUAUCCAUUUGCUAUAUCGCUUAUAGAAAGUGUCAGAACCUAUGAGAUGACUUUAGAAAAGAUUGAAGAUAAGGCUAGCAUUAUCCCCCUUGUCGCUGGUAUGAGAAAAGAAGUUCAGCAAGUCAUUGCAGAAGGUAUCCAACUAGUUUGGGAGAGCUACAAACUAGAUCCCUAUGUCCAGCGUCUAUCAGAUCUUGUCGUUAGUUUCCAAGAAAGAGUUGAAGAACUAGUUUUUGUUGGUGAACAGUUAGAAGUUGAUGUAAGGUCGCUAGAAACUUGUCCUUAUUCAGCUAAUACAUUCGCUGAUAUAUUAUCCAAGAUUCAACAUGCCGUGGAUGAUCUUUCAUUAAAACAGUAUUCAAACUUACAUAUUUGGGUUAGUCGGUUAGAUGAGGAAGUUGAAAAAAAUCUCGCUAGGCGUCUGCAAGCAGGUGUCGAAGCUUGGACAGAAACUUUAAGUGGACAGAAAAAAGAAAUUGAUCACAGCAUGGAUACAGACGCUCCAGCACAACCAACACACAAGCCUGGAGGGGAUCCUCAGAUUCAAACAAUGAUACAUGAAGUUCGUAUUACAAAUCAAACAAUGUAUUUGUAUCCAAGUAUAGAAGAGGCCAGAUUCCUAAUUAUGCAGCAAUUAUUCGCUUGGCAAGCUAUUGUUACGUCUCAGCAACGUCUUCAGAGUAGUAGAUAUCAAGUUGGCGUGGAUAAGCCAGUUACAGAAACCUACAGAAAUAUUUUAACCAAGUUACCAGCAGGUCCGCAACCUCUAACUAACGCUUAUAGCGCCAUUUCUUCAAAAAUUAAAGAGGUUCAAAGUUAUGUAAAUGAAUGGUUAACCUACCAAUCUUUAUGGGAUCUACAAGCUGACAAUCUUUAUGGAAAGUUAGGAGAAGAUAUUAGCAAAUGGAUGGAGUGUUUAAAUGAUAUAAAAAAAACGCGUACAACUUUUGACACAUCAGAUACUCGUCGAGAAUUCGGGCCUAUCAUCAUUGAUUUCGCCAAAGUUCAAAGCAAAGUCUCUUUAAAAUAUGAUUCUUGGCACAAAGAUACCUUAGGUAAAUUCGGAAGUCUUUUGAGCAACGAAAUGACUUCAUUCCACUCUAAUGUUUCCAAAUCUCGAUCUGACUUAGAACUGCAAAGCAUUGAAGCAGCAAGCACUUCAGAUGCAGUCUGUUUCAUAACGUAUGUUCAGCAAUUAAAACGUAGUAUGAAAGCUUGGGAGAAACAAGUAGACAUUUACAAAGAAGGUCAAAGAAUAUUGGAGCGUCAACGAUUUCAGUUCCCUACAAACUGGUUACAUGUUGAAAAUUUAGAAGGGGAAUGGGGAGCAUUCAACGAAAUCAUCAAGAGAAAAGAUUCUAGCAUCCAAACACAAGUUGCUAGUCUUCAACAAAAAAUUGUGUCUGAAGAUAAAGCUGUUGAAAGUAGAACCAAUGAUUUCUUGGUUGAUUGGGAAAGAAGUAAACCCGUCGAAGGUCAUCUUAGACCAGAUGACGCUCUUUCUCAACUACAACUAUUUGAAAGUAAAUUCUCCCGACUAAAAGAAGAACGUGAUAAUGUUGCAAAAGCAAAAGAAGCUCUUGAAUUGCAAGAUCCAGGCGGUAUUAGUACCAGUGAAGACAGAAUGCAAGUUGUUUAUGAAGAGCUACAGGAUUUGAGAGGAGUGUGGUCUGAGUUGUCAAGAAUUUGGCAGCAAAUUGAUGAAACUAGGGAAAAGCCUUGGUUAUCUAUUCAACCUAGAAAAUUAAGGCAGCAAUUGGACCAAUUGUCCACCCAACUCAAAGAAUUACCAGCCAGGCUUAGACAAUAUGCUUCCUAUGAAUAUGUUAAAAAAACUCUCCAAACUUACACAAAAGUUAAUAUGUUAAUUGUUGAAUUAAAAUCUGAUGCUCUUAAAGAACGUCAUUGGAAACAACUAAUGAAACAAUUGAGAGUAAACUGGGUCCUUUCUGAUUUAACCCUCGGUCAAGUAUGGGAUGUUAAUCUUCAAAAAAAUGAAGCAAUCGUUAAGGAUAUCAUAUUGGUAGCACAAGGAGAAAUGGCUCUUGAAGAGUUCUUGAAACAAGUUAGGGAAUCUUGGCAGAACUACGAAUUGGACUUAAUCAAUUAUCAAAACAAAUGCAAACUGAUUAGAGGAUGGGAUGAUCUAUUUAAUAAAGUAAAAGAACAUAUUAAUUCUGUAGCAGCUAUGAAGUUAUCUCCGUACUACAAGGUUUUUGAGGAAGAAGCCUUAACUUGGGAAGAAAAAUUAAACCGUAUUAACGCUCUUUUUGAUGUGUGGAUUGAUGUGCAAAGAAGAUGGGUAUAUUUAGAAGGAAUUUUCUCUGGAAGUGCGGACAUUAAGACACUUCUGCCAGUAGAAACAUCUCGAUUCCAAAGUAUAAGUUCUGAGUUCUUAGGGUUGAUGAAGAAGGUAAGCAAAAGUCCUAUGGUCAUGGAUGUUUUAAAUAUUCCAGGAGUACAAAGGGCUCUAGAAAGAUUAGCAGACCUUCUAGGAAAGAUUCAAAAAGCUCUAGGAGAGUAUUUGGAACGAGAACGUACAUCUUUUCCACGUUUCUACUUUGUAGGAGAUGAAGAUCUAUUGGAGAUCAUCGGUAACAGCAAGAAUGUUGCAAGGCUGCAGAAGCAUUUCAAAAAAAUGUUUGCGGGCGUAGCCUCCAUACUCUUAAAUGACAACAAUACAAUUAUAACUGGUAUUGCAUCUAGGGAAGGAGAAGAAGUAGUAUUUAACUCACCAGUUUCUACUGUUGAUCAUCCAAAAAUUAAUGAAUGGCUUAGUAUGGUUGAGAAAGAAAUGCGAGUUACAUUAGCUUCAAAUUUAACACAAGCUGUACAAGACAUUAAACAGUUUAAAGAUGAAAUUGACUCAAAGGCCUACAUGGAAUGGGUUGAUAAAUACCAAGCCCAAAUUGUUGUACUUGCUGCUCAGAUUCUAUGGAGUGAGGAUGUUGAAGCAGCUCUUGUGAAAAUGAACAGUGAACCACAGAAAGGUGUCCUAGAAAAGGUACUUCAACAAGUUGAAAGUACUCUUAAUGUCCUAGCAGAUUCUGUUCUUCAAGAACAACCUCAACUUAGAAGGAAGAAGUUAGAACACUUAAUCAAUGAAUUUGUUCAUAAGAGAACGGUAACAAGAAGACUUAUUGCUAAUGGUGUUUGUAGUAACAAGGCUUUUGAAUGGUUAUGUGAAAUGAGAUUCUACUUUGAUCCCAGACAAACAGAGGUUCUUAAGCAACUGACAAUACACAUGGCUAAUGCAAGAUUCUAUUAUGGAUUUGAAUAUCUUGGUGUUCAAGAUAGGCUUGUACAGACACCUCUAACAGAUAGAUGCUAUUUAACCAUGACUCAAGCCUUGGAAGCCAGAUUAGGAGGAUCACCUUUCGGUCCUGCUGGUACGGGUAAGACAGAAUCAGUUAAAGCUCUCGGAAACCAAUUGGGUCGUUUCGUUCUUGUAUUUAACUGUGAUGAAACAUUCGAUUUUCAAGCUAUGGGCAGAAUUUUCGUUGGUUUAUGUCAGGUAGGCGCAUGGGGUUGCUUUGAUGAAUUUAACAGAUUGGAGGAGAGAAUGUUAUCUGCAGUUUCCCAACAAAUACAAACCAUCCAAGAAGCUUUGAAAUCUCAGAAAGAAGCUGCAGCAGAAGGAACUGCAACUGGUAGUAUAAGCGUUGAACUUGUUGGCAAGCAAGUAAAAGUAUCACCAGAUAUGGCUAUAUUCAUUACAAUGAAUCCUGGUUAUGCAGGGCGUUCUAAUUUACCAGAUAACCUUAAGAAAUUAUUCAGAUCUCUGGCUAUGACCACUCCCGACAGACAACUUAUCGCUGAAGUCAUGUUGUUCUCUCAAGGAUUUAGACAAGCAGAAAAAUUAGCCUCCAAAAUUGUACCUUUCUUCAGAUUGUGUGAUGAACAACUAUCAAACCAAUCUCACUAUGACUUUGGACUGAGAGCAUUGAAAUCAGUACUUAUAUCAGCUGGAAAUGUUAAAAGAGACAGAAUACAAAGAAUUAAAGAAGGUAUGACUCAGAGAGGCGAAACUAACAUAGACGAGGCUAAUAUAGCCGAAAAUUUACCUGAACAAGAAAUAUUAAUACAGUCUGUUUGUGAAACUAUGGUACCUAAAUUAGUUGCUGAAGAUAUUCCACUUUUGUUUAGCUUAUUGAACGAUGUAUUUCCGAAUGUUCAGUAUACCAGAGCGGAAAUGCAAGGCCUUAAGGAUGAAAUUAGAAAAGUUUGUGCUGAAGAAUAUCUUGUUUGCGGCGAAGGAGAUGAAAGAGGAUCAGCUUGGAUGGAAAAAGUGCUCCAACUAUACCAAAUUUCCAAUCUCAAUCACGGUUUAAUGAUGGUAGGUCCUAGUGGUUCUGGUAAGAGUUCAGCUUGGCGAGUAUUACUCAAAGCUCUCGAAAGAUUCGAAGGGACCGAAGGGGUUGCUCAUGUAAUUGACCCAAAGGCAAUAAGUAAAGAGGCUUUGUACGGUGUUUUGGACCCUAAUACCAGAGAAUGGACCGAUGGACUUUUUACACAUAUAUUGAGAAAAAUCAUAGACAAUGUUAGAGGUGAAAUUAACAAACGCCAAUGGAUUAUCUUUGAUGGUGAUGUAGAUCCAGAAUGGGUAGAAAACUUAAAUUCAGUGCUUGACGACAACAAACUAUUGACUCUUCCCAAUGGUGAACGUCUUUCGCUACCUCCCAAUGUUAGAGUUAUGUUUGAGGUGCAAGAUUUAAAAUACGCAACAUUAGCUACUGUCUCUCGUUGUGGUAUGGUAUGGUUUUCAGAAGAUGUUCUAUCUACUGAAAUGAUAUUUGAAAACUACGUUCUGCGAUUGAAGAACAUUCCGCUUGAAGAAAGCGAAGAAGGUUUCGGCAAGAAAUCAGACAUGAAAGAAGAUAUGUUAUCCCCAACUCUUCAAUUACAACUCGAUGUUGUUAAUUUGUUACAACCCUUCUUAGCACCAGAUGGUCUUGUGGUGCGUUGUUUAGAAUAUGCCAUGGAACAAGAACAUAUCAUGGAUUUUACUCGGUUAAGAGCUUUAAGUUCUUUAUUUUCUAUGUUGAACCAAGCAGUGAGGAACGUUUUACAAUACAACCAUAUGCACCCAGAUUUUCCUCUCUCUAAUGAUUAUCUCGAGAAAUAUAUUCCGAAAUGUCUAAUUUACUCCAUCUUAUGGAGUUUUGCGGGAGAUGCUAAACUUAAAGUUAGAUCAGAAUUAGGAGAUUUUACUCGUUCAGUAUCCACCAUUCCUUUACCACCAGACAAUAGCAUGCCAAUUAUUGAUUAUGAAGUUACCAUUGAAGGAGAAUGGUCAUUAUGGUCAAACAAAGUUCCACAAAUUGAAGUUGAAACCCAUAAAGUUGCUUCCCCCGAUAUUGUAGUACCUACCUUGGAUACUGUAAGACAUGAAUCUUUGUUGUAUACUUGGUUGGCCGAGCACAAACCAAUAGUGUUAUGUGGUCCACCUGGUUCUGGUAAGACAAUGACUUUAUUCUCUGCUUUGAGAGCACUACCUGAUAUGGAAGUUGUUGGUUUGAACUUCUCUUCUGCUACAACUCCAGAAUUAUUGCUAAAAACUUUUGACCACUACUGUGAAUAUAGAAAAACACCUAACGGUGUAGUUUUAUCGCCAAUUCAGCUGGGUAAAUGGCUAGUUCUAUUCUGCGAUGAAAUAAAUUUACCAGACAUGGAUACCUAUGGCACUCAACGUGUAAUCAUGUUCCUGCGCCAAAUAGUUGAACAAAAGGGCUUCUACCGUGCCUCAGAUCAAUCUUGGGUUUCCUUAGAACGCAUUCAAUUUGUAGGUGCUUGCAAUCCUCCUACAGACCCUGGAAGAAAACCUCUUUCUCAUCGUUUCCUCAGACAUGUACCAGUCAUUUAUGUGGAUUAUCCUGGAGAAACCUCUUUAAAGCAAAUUUAUGGUACUUUCACUAGAGCCAUGUUGAGGUUGGCUCCAGGUUUAAAAGGUUAUGCGAAUCCUUUGACAAAUGCUAUGGUUGAAUUUUACCUAGCGUCUCAAGACCGAUUUACUCAAGAUAUGCAGCCCCAUUAUGUUUAUUCCCCUCGUGAGAUGACGAGAUGGGUAAGAGGAAUAUGCGAGGCUAUCAGACCAUUAGAUAAUCUCUCAGUAGAGGGAUUAGUAAGGCUUUGGGCGCAUGAAGCUCUACGUCUAUUCCAAGAUAGACUUGUUGAAGACACAGAAAGGCGUUGGACCAACGAAAAUAUCGACGCUGUCGCCUUAAAACAUUUCCCAUCAGCGAAUUGUGAACGUGCAUUGGAACGACCUAUUUUAUACAGUAAUUGGUUGUCUAAAGAUUACGUUCCUGUUGGAAGAGAGCAGUUAAGGGAAUACGUUAAAGCAAGGCUGAAAGUAUUUUAUGAAGAAGAGCUUGAUGUACCCUUAGUACUAUUUGAUGAAGUAUUAGAUCAUGUAUUAAGAAUUGACAGAAUAUUCAGACAGCCCCAAGGGCAUUUACUUCUGAUUGGUGUCUCUGGAGCUGGAAAAACUACCCUCUCUAGAUUUGUAGCUUGGAUGAAUGGAUUAUCCAUCUUCCAGAUCAAAGUUCACAAUAAAUAUACAGCUGAAGAUUUUGAUGAAGAUUUAAGAUCAGUUUUGAGAAGAAGCGGUUGCAAACACGAGAAGAUUUCAUUCAUUUUAGAUGAAUCUAAUAUGUUAGAUUCCAGUUUCUUGGAAAGGAUGAAUACUCUUUUAGCUAACGGUGAAGUUCCUGGGUUGUUUGAAGGAGAUGAAUACACAACUUUAAUGACACAAUGUAAGGAAGGAGCUCAAAGAGAAGGACUAAUGUUGGAUUCAAAUGACGAACUUUAUAAAUGGUUUACUCAACAGGUUAUGCGAAAUUUACAUGUAGUUUUUACCAUGAAUCCAUCUACUGAUGGUUUAAAAGACAGAGCCGCCACAUCCCCUGCUUUAUUCAACAGAUGUGUCCUAAACUGGUUUGGUGAUUGGUCAGAUGGAGCCCUCUUCCAGGUUGGAAAAGAAUUCACGAAUCGUUUGGACCUUGACAAACAAAGUUGGAGAUGUCCGGACUUCUUCCCUGCAGCUUGCAAUCAUGUUUCUGCUUCACCCAAUCAUAGAGAAGCUGUUAUCAAUGCUUGCGUCUACGUUCAUCAAACUCUUCACAAAGCUAACAGUAGACUGGUCAAAAGGGGAAGUCGUACUAUGGCGAUCACGCCUAGGCAUUAUUUAGAUUUCAUUCAUCAUCUUGUUAAAUUAUAUAAUGAAAAACGAUCUGAUUUGGAAGAGCAACAACUUCAUCUCAAUGUUGGUUUAAAUAAGAUUGCAGAAACUGUGGAACAGGUGGAAGAAAUGCAAAAGAGUUUGGCGGUAAAAUCGCAAGAAUUACAAGCUAAAAAUGAGGCAGCUAAUGCCAAGCUUAGACAAAUGGUCAAAGAUCAGCAAGAAGCCGAAAAGAAGAAGGUUCAAAGUCAAGAAAUCCAGCAACAACUUGCGCAACAGACUGUUCAUAUCCAACAGAAGAGAUCCGAAGUAAUGGCUGAUUUAGAACAAGUCGAACCUGCUGUUAUUGAAGCCCAACAAGCUGUUAAAUCUAUCAAGAAACAACAACUGGUAGAAAUUCGUACAAUGUCAAAUCCUCCCGCCCUUGUAAAACUCGCCUUAGAAUCAAUUUGUCUUUUACUUGGAGAAAAUGCCAGUGACUGGAAAUCAAUUCGGGCUGUCAUCAUGAGAGAUAAUUUUAUUAAUAGUAUCGUCAAUUUCAACACUGAAGACAUCAGUGAUGAAGUAAGAGAAAAAAUGAAGAGCCGCUAUUUGAGCAAUCCAGAUUACAACAUCGAUAAAAUCUACCAUGCCAGUAAUGCUUGUGGCCCACUCGUCAAGUGGGCAUGCGCUCAAGUUCAGUACGCCGAUAUGUUGAAGAAAGUAGAACCCUUACGAGAGGAACUUAGAUCACUUGAACAACAAGCUGAAACCAACCAAAAACGUGGUGAAGACGUCAAAGCUCUUAUUAGUCAAUUGGAGCAAAGUAUUGCAUCUUAUAAAGAAGAAUAUGCACAACUUAUUGCGCAAGCUCAAGCCAUUAAAACUGAUUUGGAGAAUGUACAAGCUAAAGUUGACAGAUCCAUUGCACUUCUUAAGUCGCUUGUAAUAGAAAGAGAGAGGUGGGAAGCUAGCAGUGAAACUUUCAGAUCCCAAAUGUCUACUAUUAUUGGUGACGUCUUAUUAUCUGCCGCUUUUAUUGCAUAUGGUGGAUACUUCGAUCAACAUUACCGUCAAAAUCUAUUCAGUACUUGGUGUCAACACUUGACACAAGCAAGUAUUCAAUACAGAGCUGAUAUAGCAAGAACAGAAUACUUGUCUAAUCCUGAUGAAAGGCUUAGAUGGCAAGCCAAUGCUUUGCCAUCUGAUGAUUUGUGUACUGAGAAUGCUAUUAUGUUGAAAAGAUUCAACAGAUAUCCUUUGAUUAUUGAUCCAUCGGGACAAGCCACUGAAUUUAUAAUGAAUGAAUUUAAGGAUAAGAAGAUAACCAAAACUAGCUUUUUGGAUGAUUCCUUCAGAAAAAAUCUUGAAUCAGCAUUACGUUUUGGAAAUCCACUACUGGUUCAAGAUGUCGAGAACUAUGAUGCCAUAUUGAAUCCAGUGCUCAACAGAGAGUUAAGGAGAACGGGUGGUCGUGUAUUGAUCACCCUUGGUGACCAAGAUAUCGACUUAUCGCCUUCCUUUGUCAUAUUCUUAUCAACGAGAGAUCCUACCGUUGAAUUUCCUCCAGAUAUUUGCUCUAGAGUAACAUUUGUUAACUUCACUGUUACUAGAAGUUCUUUGCAGAGUCAAUGCUUAAACCAAGUACUUAAAGCAGAACGACCAGAUAUUGAUGCUAAACGUUCUGAUCUACUAAAACUGCAAGGUGAAUUCCACCUUAGAUUAAGGCAACUGGAAAAAUCUCUUUUACAGGCAUUGAACGACGCUAAAGGAAAAAUUUUGGAUGACGAUAGCGUUAUUACUACUUUAGAGACUCUUAAACAAGAAGCAGCUGAAAUUGGACAAAAAGUUGAAGAGACUGAUAAGGUUAUUUCAGAAAUUGAGACUGUUUCUCAACAAUACUUGCCAUUGUCUCAAGCUUGCAGUAAUACCUACUUUACUAUGGACAGUCUCAAUCAAAUACACUUCCUCUAUCAAUACUCUUUGAAGAUGUUCCUUGACGUUUUUGCUUCGGUGCUACAUAACAAUUCGAAACUUGAUGGUAUCUCAGAUUAUCAAGCUAGACUUAAUGUUAUCACCAGUAACCUAUUUUCUGUUGUUUAUGAACGUGUAGCCAGAGGAAUGCUCCACAACGAUCGCAUGACUUUCGCCAUCUUACUCUGCAGAAUUCAUCUGAAGGGACAACUCUCUGAACCCAACCUGGACCAAGAAUUUAAUUUCUUCCUAAGGGGCAAAGAAGGCGUUUUUAAUAGUUCUGGUUCUACAAUCGUUGACGGAUUAAAUAGCGACCAACAAGAAGCAAUCACUAGACUAUCUACCAAGCUACCCACAUUCAGAAAACUACCAAACGAAAUAAAAGAAAUGCCAGAAUUUGGGGCCUGGUUACAACAAAGCAGUCCCGAACAAGCUGUUCCACAAUUGUGGAUUGAAGAAAAACAACUAAGUGCAAUCGGUAGAGGAAUGUACCAACUCUUGGUAAUCCAAGCGUUCCGACCAGAUCGAGUAAUAGCUGCAGCUCAAAGCUUUGUAGCAGCUGUUCUUGGACCAGACUUCAUGUAUUUAGCUGAGAAAGAAUUGGACUUUGCUACGUGUAUUGAAAAAGAAAUCAGGUCAAAUGUGCCCGCUCUGUUGUGUUCUGUACCUGGAUUUGAUGCUUCCGGUCGUGUUGAUGAUUUGGCGGCUGAACUAAACAAACAAAUAUCAAGCAUAGCUAUUGGAUCUGCAGAAGGAUUUAAUCAGGCUGAUAGAGCUAUUAAUAUGGCUUGCAAAACUGGAAGAUGGGUAAUGCUUAAAAACGUACAUUUGGCACCCCAAUGGCUUGUUCAACUUGAGAAGAAACUACAUUCUUUACAACCACAUGCGAACUUCAGAUUAUUCCUUACCAUGGAAAUUAAUCCCAAACUUCCUGUGAACCUACUUAGAGCUGGAAGAAUAUUUGUAUUUGAACCUCCUCCGGGUAUUAGGGCCAAUUUAUUGAGAACUUUCAGUACCGUUCCAGCUAGUAGAAUGAUGAAAGCACCCAAUGAAAGAGCAAGAUUAUACUUCCUAUUGGCUUGGUUCCAUGCUAUUGUACAAGAAAGACUGCGUUACUGCCCACUAGGUUGGGCUAAAUAUUAUGAAUUUAGUGAAUCAGAUUUACGUGUUGCCUGUGAUACUUUAGACACUUGGAUUGAUACGACUGCUAUGGGAAGAACUAAUUUACCGCCAGAAAAAGUACCCUGGGAUGCUUUGGUCACACUUCUUUCUCAAUCAAUCUAUGGUGGUAAAAUCGAUAACGACUUUGACCAGAGACUUUUACAUUCCUUUUUGAAUAAAUUAUUCACACCCAAAAGCUUUGAAAGUGAUUUUGCACUGGUAGCAAAUAUUGACAAUGGUCCUGGAGGAAAUAGACACAUUACUAUGCCUGAUGGAACCAGAAGAGACCAUUUCUUGAAAUGGAUUGAAAGCCUUGCAGAUCGUCAAACACCAGCCUGGUUGGGGUUGCCUAAUAAUGCUGAAAAGGUACUUCUAACAACAAGAGGCACUGACCUUAUAGCUAAAUUACUCAAGAUGCAACAGUUGGAAGACGAUGAUGAAUUGGCAUAUUCCAUUGAUGACAGCUCACCAACAGAUCCUGCUCAGGUCGAUGGGCGUCCAUCUUGGAUGAAAACAUUGCACAAUAGUGGUGCUACUUGGGUUAAUUUACUGCCCACUUCAUUACAGACUCUGAGAAGAACUGUGGAGAAUAUCAAAGAUCCUCUUUACAGAUAUUUUGAAAGAGAAGUCAAUUCAGCUUCAAAACUUCUUACAGAUGUUUUGCAUGAUCUUAAUGACGUACUUUUGAUCUGUCAAGGAGACAAGAAACAAACGAACUACCAUCGUACUAUGUUGUCUGAACUGGUCAGAGGAAUUAUUCCUAAGAAUUGGCAUCGUUAUACAAUACCUAAAGGUUGUACUGUAAUGCAAUGGAUCACCGACUUUAGUCAAAGAAUUAAACAGUUACAGAAAGUAUCGAAGGUAGUUUCAUCAGCAGGUGCUAAAGAAUUACAGAGCUUCCCCGUUUGGCUGGGAGGACUUCUUAACCCAGAAGCUUACAUAACAGCUACAAGACAAUGUGUUGCCCAGGCUAAUAGCUGGCCUCUUGAAGAACUUCACUUGGAUGUUACCAUCACAGAUUCUAAUGAUAAAGAUUCUGUUCCACAUGACUGUUUUGCAGUUGUUGGAAUUAAAUUACAAGGAGCCCAAUGCCGAAAUAAUCAAUUGUUACUCACAUCCAGCAUCAUGAUAGAACUCCCAAUAACGCUCUUCCGUUGGGUUAGAAUUAUUGGAGAAGACAAACUAAAAGAAGGAAAACUCUCUUUACCGCUUUACUUAAAUUCUACUAGAACAGAACUAUUAUAUACUGUAGAACUUAAUAUUGCAGCUGGACAAGAUCCGCAUAGCUUUUAUGAACGUGGCGUGGCUUUACUCACCUCUACGUCUUUAAAUUAAAUGUAGCGUACUAUUUGUAUUUAUUCAAGCUUUAAUAUUAUUGAUCAUAAUUAUAUAUUUAUUUGUUUAUUAUAUAAAACUAGUUUAAUUUUAAUUAAUAAACAUGUUAAGAAUUA
This is a messenger RNA of Psylliodes chrysocephalus, 14220 nucleotides long. The record is from the annotation of a GenBank genome assembly. Lineage: Eukaryota; Metazoa; Arthropoda; Insecta; Coleoptera; Chrysomelidae.